GUCGCCGGAGGGGUACUCCCUCCGCGGCCUCGCACGUCUCGACUCCCGCAGACGAGGCUGAGGCUGAGGCCGAGGCCAUGGCCAUGGCACAGGCAAUGGUACCGCGCAGCACUUCAAUUAGGGUUUGAAUCGCUAACUCGACGAGCUGCGCUCGCACUUGCGGAACCGAUGCUCUCCUUGCGAGUCCAUGUGCAUCGCUGAUUUGAACCUGAUCCGUGUUUUCCUCCUGGCGCAGCAGCAGAGAGAGAGAGAGAGAGAGCUGACUCAUGUCGCAAUGUGUAGCAUUGCCGUGUUGUUGAGGGCGUGACCUAACUGCCAAUUGCGAGUGAGAGAGAUUUGUGCGGUGAUUGCUCGUCAGCCAUGGCUGACGAUGAUAGUGAAUGGAACCGGGAUCGCGCUAGCGCUGAAUCCUGCUUCGUUAGUGACUGUGUUGUCUUUUAUCCUUCUGCUUUGCGACAUGUAGUGAGGUUUAUUCCCGUUGCAUGGUGAGCAAUCUGGAGACGGAGGGUACGCAUUGUGCUGCUCGUUUGCAUGCAGUCGCAUUGAUUUCCUGUUGUGCGUCUUUUCUUCCUCUUCUAUCCCUGUGUAGCUGGUGGCGGGAUCAAUUUGAUGUGCAUGCAAAUGAGAAAAUGAUGUAGCGAUUACGAUCCCUAGGUCCUUUGCUCCCGAUCACGUGCUGCUACUACGUUCAUUGUCGUUCGUCAAGGGAGAGAAUUCCUGUCCUCCGCGGCCUCCUUCCACUUUGGAUUCUGCAGCGGCACCCAAUAUAUAUAUAUAUAUAUAUAUAUAUAUUUAUAUUUAUAUACCUCGCAUUGUGCUUUUCUUCGUGGGAGUCUGCUUUCAUCUGCGAUUCGCACUGUCCUUAUUCUUAUUGUUUAGAAGUAAAAGAGACUGGAGGAACACCAACUACUACCUUCAUCUCAUAUUCUUCUAUUGACUUGACUCUACUUUCCGCGAUGCCGCACUUACGUAGUGAAUAUGCUGAUAUAACUAUGCCUUCUCCUGAAUUCUCUCUGCGAGACAAAAAGUGUCUUCAUCAUUCAGCGCUACAACACGUUGGGUGUGAUUUCAUCCAGGCAGAAAGUGCGACACCCCUAGUUGCUUCAAGAACUCGUCCUUUAAAGAAAGUGUCCUCUACAGAUUCUCCUGUAUCUUUAGGAAAACCUCCACCUGUGCCCAAAAGUAUUCCUAGAGAUCCCGUUCCGCAAGGUGGGAGAGGCGCAGGUUGGCCCUACGCUCCGCAGGGUUGGCCGAAAUCUGAUGACAAAUGGGGUUGGAGAGUGGGCAAGCGAGUAGAUGGUAAUUCGCUAUGGAUCGAUAGACACAUUAUGCUACCAAUGAGUCUCUUGAAAGGUAGAAAACCUGGGAAGCCCGUUGAAUUCGCCAGUCGAAAGCGUCUUUUGGAAUAUUUUAAGCAAAAUUUCCCUCAAAUUGGCCCUGACAGCAUUUGCAAAGCGUUCGACUGGAAGAUUCCUGCUUUGAAGGGUACUGAAAUUAAAGAAGCUACUAAUAAGCGAGGGUGGACCACCAACCGAGACAAACCACCAUCCCUGUACGAGGACGAUGGUUGCCAGAAGUUGAAGAAACGAUGUCGGGCAGGUAAUCCAGAUUGCCUCCUUGAACAGGGAAAGGGUGAUGUGCCAAAACCGUUACAGAACUUGGCAUGUCGCAUCUGCUGCUCUGAGCCUAGCUUCUGCCGUGAGUGUAAGUGUAUACUUUGUUGCGGAUCUUUUCUGGCAGAUGCUGACGGAAUCAGCAUCAUUAGGUGUCUGAACUCUCCCGUAUCAGGACACGGCAUAUGUGGCCAUGCAUCUCAUCUCGAGUGUGCACUGAAUUCUCAGUUAGCUGGGUCCAUCAAGAAGAGCGGGCUGGACAUGGAAUAUAUGUGCCGACGCUGUGACAGGAAGACAGAUUUAAGACGGACUUUUUCCCGUUUGAUUGGGGUUAUGAAUAAAACUGCUACACAGUCCAAGGUCGAAAAUAGUCUCCAGCUUGCGUUGCGAAUAGUACAAGAUCCAGAGGAUAUUUCAAGCAGACCUGGGAAGAUUUUGGCGACAUGUGCGGGAGAUGCUCUCAGGAAGGAACUACUAGGAGUUGAUGUUGGCGAAAUUUACAAAGUAUUGACUCAGCAACUCCUUUGGCUUCGAUCAGGACAAGGGGUUUAUGGUAGUCAAGUGUCACAUCAAGUUUUAAACUGGUCUGGAGCAAUGAGACGAAAAUUUUCGCCGGAGGACUCACUGCACCCUACAGAGAUCAGUUUGGACAAAUUUCUUUCUCAAUCCAAGUCAAAGGAUUCUCACGAUGCUCCGGGCACUCUCUCCAACCCCACGUCUCAUCCUCAUGUUCAAGGUAUGGCUGAUGUCAGCGCUCAACAAGAUGGUUCGAAUGACGUUCUCUCUCUCGUAAAGAUGCCAAUCAAUGCCCUGAGUGUGUUGCAAGGAAAUCCUGAGGCAGAUGGAAUCGCUAUCACUAGUGGCUUGAUGGUUCAGCACGUUGUCAAUGCGGACAAGGAAUUGCCAGGCACUUCAUUUCAGAGUCCUCCAAAACUAGAGGAUCGAAUCAUAUUCAAGGCAGCAUCACAAACUUCCCAUGUUUUAUUACAUACACCGGAACUAUCAAUAGUGAUAAACCAAUGUGUAAGUAAACCUCCCACCCUGACCAUAGAGGAGCACAUCAGGCAGUGUGAAGCCAUGGCAGACAGGAUGAAGGGUGCCUCAAAGCUUGACAGUCCGCUCAAUCUCCUUCCAGUAGCUACACCUCGUAUACUGGAGGUCGUGCUGAAUUCAGAACCUCCAACUUUAACGACUGAUUCUCUGACUACUAGAAUUCAUGAUGAACUGGUUCCAGCAAGUCAGGAUGUUGUUCCUUCAGCUGAGGAUUUACAUCGCAUAGGAUCAUUCUCUUGCGCUGCGGCGAUGGAGGUUACAUCCAUCCCUUGUAACGUUAGCAGGGAGAGCCCAAGUGUGAGCGAUUCGCAGGAUGCCGACAGAGAUAACGCUGCAAACACAGGAAUCAUGGAGGUGUCUAUGACACAGCCGCCAAAGAUAUCUAGCUGUGUCCCAGUACUGGAUUUACCUCAUGCUGAAGGCUUGGAAGCAGAAUAUGAGAAUCAGAUCGCUCAGGCUUUGGAAAAGCUGAGGAAGGCCCUGGAAGCCGAGUAUGCCUGUGCUGAGAAAUCAUUGCAUGCACAGAAGAGAAUAAUUAUUGAGAAAUAUCGGCAGCUUGGAAAUAUGUGUGGAGAUGUUGCCAAGAGUGGGAGAGUCCAGGUAUCUCCAGACCAAUUCGUAAAGGAUCUGUCCAAAUCACGUGCACAGAUUGACCGCGAUAUCAAUCGUCUAGUAGAUCAGUUCGGGAAGGCGCAGGAAGAACAAAGAAUAUUUGAAUCCAUGCUUGCCAUUUCGAACGGCUUCGGUCAGGCUUCGAAUGAAUUUUUACGGGAAUUCUUCAACUGGCCACUGAAGGGCAGUAACGAGGUUUAGGACUCUGCUUCCAUAGAAAGAUAUUGUUCAUCUUCAUGGAGGUAGAUUCGUAAAGCUGCCUCGAAAUUGUGUGACCAUUCUACAAGACGGUCUAGAAUAUGGUAUAAUGCAAGAGGUCCUGAUGUGUAUAAACCUAGAAUCUUGGGCCUUGCCAGCUUGUCAAUAGGCUUUUGGGUGUCCGAGGGGAAAUUUUCCGAAAGAUUUUAGAUUAACAGAAUUGGUGAUCAGAAAUUACUUUAGACAAUGUGUUACAACAAAUAAUCGGUGUCGUCUUAACAUUCUAAAAUCUAGACCGUGGUUGUCUACGUGCAUGUUCUGCUACAAUCCUAUUGCCUGCCCCUACCAGCUGUCAGGACCUUUGUUGUAGAUGUUCAGAUUAUAGUCAUACUGUACCUUUGGACUGCUAAGAUGAUGCUUGGUAAUCGGUUUUUUUUC
Molecule: messenger RNA, 3914 nt
Organism: Physcomitrium patens
Lineage: Eukaryota; Viridiplantae; Streptophyta; Bryopsida; Funariales; Funariaceae
Source: RefSeq, a predicted model, not a curated record